AUGAAAGGCCACAAGGACGGCGAGGUCAUUGACCAGACCGUUAUCGGUUCCCCGCCAGGAGCGGAGGAUACAGAGGCUGGCACGGCCCAAGAUGUCUGUGAAGGAGGUCAGUCGGUUAAACGAGGACUCAAAGCCCGACACUUUGAACUCAUGGCGUUGGGCAGCGCGGUCGGAACGGGUCUGUUUCUGGCAAUCGGUGACGCGCUCAGUCGCGGAGGCCCGUUGUCUGUGUUUCUGUCCUAUACCCUGACCUCAAUGGCGGUCUACGGAACGAUGCAAUGUCUAGGAGAGAUGGGUACUUGGAUGCCUGUUACUGGGGCCAUUCCACUCUAUUGCUCUCGGUUCGUGGACGAUGCUCUCGGAUUUGCGGUUGGUUGGAACGUUUGGUAUGCCAACUCGAUGGUCGUCUGUACCGAGGCGUCCGCCGCGGCAAUUGUGAUCCAAUACUGGACGACCGCGGUGAAUCCCGCUGUCUGGAUUACAAUCGUUAUCAUAGUCGUGAUUCUGCUCAACAUCAUAGCUGUGUCUAUAUUCGGCGAGGCCGAGUUCAUCUUUAGCAUCGUCAAGCUAACGACGAUGAUAGGGCUGCUCAUCCUCUCCUUGGUCAUUGACCUGGGCGGCGCGCCUGCCCAGGACCGCCUGGGGUUCCGCUACUGGAUGGUUCCCGGCGCGAUGAAUGAAUACAUUGGAACCGGUGCCGCUGGACGCUUUGCAGGCUGGUUUGCGACGGUCAUCGCAGCUGGGUUUGCGUUCGGCGGCUCUGAGGGCAUCAUCGCCGCUGCUGGCGAAGCCAAAGACCCACGUAAGAACAUUCCAACGGCAAUUCGCAUCAUCUUCAUCAGGAUCUUGCUGUUCUAUGUGCUGGGGUCAUUGGCUGUGGGCCUGAUCGUGCCGUACGAUGACCCCAGGCUGUUAAGCGGCGGUGCUGGCGCGGCCGCUUCCCCGUGGGUCAUCGGCAUCGUCAACGCAGGAAUCCCAGUGCUGCCGUCCAUCUUGAAUGCUGUUAUCCUGAUCUCAGCCAUUUCAGUUGCUAAUAACAUGCUCUUCAAUGCCUCUCGAUAUCUAUACUCGCUGGCGCAAUGCGGCCAGGCACCGCGGUUCCUUCUGCGCUGCUCAUCAAGAGGGAUUCCAUAUUUCGCCGUCGGCAUAACAUCAUCCAUGACACUUCUUACCUAUAUGACAGUCUCCAGCGGCGCUAACAAAGCGUUCCUGUGGUUCAUGAACAUCACGACCUUUAGCAGUUUCCUGACAUGGAUGGCCAUUGCCCUGUCGUACAUCCGCUUCCGUGCAGCCAUCAAAGCCCAGGGAAUUGGCAUCAAAGCCCUCCCAUAUCGGACUCCCUUCCAGCCCUACGCCGCAUACUUCAGCCUCGUGUAUUUCGGCUUUGUAGCUCUGGGAAAUGGGUUCGCCGUCUUCACGGACGGCAACUGGUCGACAUCGGAUUUUAUCGCAGCGUACAUCGGCCUGCCUAUCUAUAUCUUCCUCUUCGCCUUCUGGAAGAUCUUCAAGAGAACCAAGCUGGUCCGAGCAAUCUCCGCCGAUCUUUCGUUUCCCGGACAGACCACGGUUCAGGAUGGAUUGAACUUGGAAAACGUCGGAACUGGCUAUAGCGAGUCCCUGAAACCCACUUGA
Messenger RNA from Penicillium mononematosum, 1632 nucleotides. RefSeq lists its product as uncharacterized. Gene Ontology annotation, cellular component: membrane. Gene Ontology annotation, biological process: amino acid transmembrane transport. The transcript has 5 exons. Gene Ontology annotation, molecular function: amino acid transmembrane transporter activity. NCBI's taxonomy places the organism in Eukaryota, Fungi, Ascomycota, Eurotiomycetes, Eurotiales, Aspergillaceae. The record is from RefSeq and is a predicted model, not a curated record. Bases 1 to 1632 code for a protein of 543 amino acids.